CCUCCCUGUCUGUCUCUGGUCAUUUUCCCCUCCUGCUCUCGCCUCCGUGUCUUAAUUUUUUCCCCUCUUUCGAGUGCCACCUACUUUCCUGAAAGCCACCUAGCAAAAGGUCGCUUCCGUUAUUUCCAUUCGGGGAAAGCGAUGGCGGCGAGACGAGGGAAUUGGCAUCCGCAGCCGGCGCCGACUCCAAGGAUUAUCCAUCUCCCACGGCGGUCCAGGCUGUCCCGGUCCGCGAAGGCGGCUCUGGCGGCGGCGAAGGCGCGGCCGACGAGGUUGCAGGCGGGGUCCAGCAGGAAUCUGGGGGCUCUCUUUGACGAGGAGAGGUGGUUCGCCGGCGGAGGUUCGGAAAGGAGGGCGAGGGUGGAGGCAGCGACGUCGUCCGGCGAUAGCGCCGGGGAUUCCGGGGAGGAGAGGUGGAGGUUUCAGGCGGAGAUCCUCCGAGCGGAGUCCAAUUUUCUACGCAUAGAGAGGGAGGUGGCGCUGCGGAAGUUGGAGAGGAAUCGGGCUCAGAUGGAGGCCGCCUUGAGAUCCGCCGUGGAAACUCUCAUUUCAGGGAGUAAGAAGAUUGAUGGGAGUGAGAGCAUGGGGACGGCGUUGAAGGAGGAGAUCGAGGAGCUGGAGGAGAAGCUGGAGGAGUUGCAGCUGGAAAAGAGUGGUACGAGGAGGGUGAAUGUGAGGAGCUGCGGGCGUAACUUCGACCGGCAAGGUUCGGUGCUCCGGCGGCGGCUUGAGAAGACGGCGGACGAGACCAGCGUCAGGGAAGUCCGAGAGAUCGCUGCCGAGGAGAAAGAUGAUAAGGAAAACUCUCCUCUCCAAUCCGAUCAUCCUCGCCGGUUUUCCGAUGUCGAGAUGCUUAGGAGGUGGAUGGAAGGGUUGUCGAAAGGGAUGUUGGAGAGGAUGGAGGAGUACGGCGGCCUGCUCUCUGCCAACUCUCAUUCGACGACCAUCAGUCGCAGCGAAAGCAAGAUGAGAUGUGGCAGCAGGAAAUCGCACGACCGCUGCCAGCCUCAGCAGGUGGUGGAGGAGAAGGGAUGGGCUGUGAUGGGGUCGGAGAACUGCUGCAACUGCAAGAAGGCGGUGGGGAGGAUAAUGGAGCAGGUGAGGGCAGAGACACAGCAAUGGAGUGAGAUGCAAGGCAUGUUGGAACAAGUUAGGGUGGAAAUGGAGGAACUCCAGUCAUCCAAGGACCUCUGGCGACAUCGCGCCAUUACUUCCAAAAUAAAUAUCCGCUCCAUUCAGACUCAAAUGCUGGAGUGGAAACAAAAGGCACACGCCUCCGAGCACAAGGUAACUGAGCUGCAGAAACAGGUGUCUGAGCUCCAAAUCAAGCUUCAAUCAACAAGGGCUGCGCUUUUCAACCCCCCCACUUCAUCCUCUCGAACACGUUCAGAGAAAUGGAACCAUGAUCUUCAAAGGAUCAAAAACCAGCAGCAGAGAAUGCUGGACUCUCACAGGGAGAAAGAGAAGCAUGUCCUGGUCUGCCGCUUGAAGAAUCCACAGAGCAAUUUUCCAAGACGUUCGCCAUUGCAGGAUAUCGGAAACAACUCUCCUAUGUUCCGGCCAUAAUAUUGAGCCUAUAGUACUACAAAAUAACUUCAGAGGGAAGUAAAAGGAACCUGGAUUGCAGCAACACAUGGUCUUGGACUGCCUCAAUGGAUCAGUUUUGCUUGUCAGAGGUGGUGGUAGAUCCUGCCACAAGAUCCGAUAAGCAGCUCCGGGAAAGCGCAUCUGAAUUAGAGGAGGAUCGGAAAAUUUGGUUUGUUUGAGAGCAGAUUUUCCUUGGGUGCUUGUAGCCUUCUUCUCCUAAGCGAACAAAACUGUUGCUUCCAGGAGGAUGUAAUUUUAGUCUCUAAAAGAAGGAUGGAGAUAGUGGCUCUAUCGACAAAGCACUCUCUUGGAUUGAAUGGAUUUGUAUCUACAAGGUUUUGCUAGAGCAUAAUUAUCACUAUGAAUGCAGAGUCAAAUCAAUGAUAUGUGAGUGUGAAAUGUAACAAAAGCACCAGAUAUUUUACCACUCGAACGGAGGUGGUUGAUGCUUAAUGCAAUUGUAUUAACAGCUUAGCCGGGAUUUUGGAAUUGAUCAUGGAUAACCUCUUCAUAUAGGUGAAAUGGAAAAGAUUUUUGAGGGCUA
This is a messenger RNA of Phoenix dactylifera (date palm), 2131 nucleotides long. RefSeq lists its product as uncharacterized. The record is from RefSeq and is a predicted model, not a curated record. Lineage: Eukaryota; Viridiplantae; Streptophyta; Magnoliopsida; Arecales; Arecaceae.